Molecule: messenger RNA, 1345 nt
Organism: Ruditapes philippinarum (Manila clam)
Lineage: Eukaryota; Metazoa; Mollusca; Bivalvia; Venerida; Veneridae
Product: kinesin light chain 1-like
Exons: 3
Coding region: 15-953 (312 amino acids)
Molecular function (GO): protein binding
Source: RefSeq, a predicted model, not a curated record
CCCUCUAUCAGAAAAUGGGAUAUAAUUUAUUCAAACAAGGCGAUUGUAUGGAAGCCAUAAGGCUGUAUAAAAAGUCGUUGGGUAUAUCGUCAACUGCUGGAAAGGACUUUGAACCAUUGACAUUACAAUCUGUUAGUUACUUAGGGGUUGUGCACGUAGUUCUUGGUAACUUUGAUCUUGGUGAAAAAUACCACUCAACUUGCUUGCGACGAAGCGAAGCGCUCCAGGGGAAAAUUCACCCUAAUGUAGGUAAUGCUUUAAACCGGAUGGGAUUGCUUUAUGACCAACGGGGCGACUCGAAAACAGGACUGGAGUUCUUCAAGCAAGGUCUUGAAGUAAAGAGAAAAUCAAAAGCUGCGCCUAUAUCUGUUGUAUAUUCAUUAAGCAAUGUCGCCAAUGGUUACAAAGAUAUGGGUAUGUUCAAGGAAGCUCAUAAGCUUGUUGAUGAAGCCUUUGCUAUUCUGCAAAAUCAGAAAAUGAACAUGCUUGAUGGAUUUUCUCUUCUGUAUAAUACUAGAGGUAAAAUAUAUGCAAGGGAAGGAAAAUUUAAGGAAGCAUCUGAGGCGUAUGGCAAAACUGUGGAAAUAACCAGGCAGGUAGAACAGACCAGUUAUAUUUACAUGAAAAGAUUGGUUAAUUUGGCGGAAGUCCUAGAAAAGAGGUGUAAAUUUGCCUCUGCAUUAAAACUUACAAAAGAAGCAAUAGGAUUAAAAGAUAAAGUUAUAAAGGCACUUCCACACAACUCCAUUGUAACCGAAUGUUUACAAUGUAUGUCUCGAAUAUACGACCUUACUGGACAACAUGACAAUUAUAAAGAAACUUUGUACAAAAUAGAUAAAGAAUGUAAUAGACUUGCUAAAGAGUGUACACUACUAAACAAUCAGCAAAAGCUAGACCAAGUUAAUGAGACCAUUCAAGACUUACAGAUGAAGUUUAAGAAUCUGAAAGUGUAGAGAAAAAAAGUGAUUUACUGAUCAGUUGGCAAUCAUGUGAGCGUAAUAAUAUCUGAUAAUAGCUGUAAUACACAAGAAGCACGAUGUAAAGGAUCACAUUAUUUUGCACACCAACUAUCCAAAUUUUAGGGGUUUUGAUAUAUAGAGGUCAGAGUGACAAACAUUAUCCACAGGAUAUGAUUUAAAUAACGUUUGUAGAGGUCCGCUAGCACAUGCUACAUGCCAAUAUAAACGUUUGUUUGUAUGUAUCACCAAAGCGGUUAGUUGAGAGUUGUAUUGCAAAUAACCGUUUAUAAACGGCCAUAAAGUUCCAAACUUUCUUAAUUGGAGAAAAAAUCAAAUAACUUCAUAAAGUUUGACAUAAGCCAUGUAUAGUUCUAGUUUAUAAAAUA